GCGUCGUACCGUCGUACCCAACAUAUGACGGGCGAUUCUCGAAGCGAACGUGUUGUGAACUAGUAACGCUUACUAUCGUCGCCAUAUUCCCUUUCACUAUCAUAACAAAGUUAUCGUGAUCUAACAGGCGCAACGAUGAACAAGCUGAGCUUCAAGGUGUAUCUGAUAAAUGAAGAGCUGAACAAGCGCACGGAAAUUCGUAGAUUUUGCCUGGAUCUCAAUGUUGCGAGGAACUUCGUGACUCUGCACGAAAAACUGCAGAGCAUUUUCCCGGAGCUGCAUGAGAAAAAUUUCAUCGUCACUUGGAAGGAUGAAGAGGACACCAUUGUGAUAUCGACCAGUGAAGAGUUAGAGAUUGCGUUAGAUGAAAUGGGCAAACAUGAGUCAGUCAAUAAGCUGUAUGUCAUUCUGCAAAGCGAGAAAGGAGAUAUGCCAAACCUGAGAACCGAUAAAUUACAUCCUGGUGUAACUUGCGAUGUGUGCGAAAACAAUAUACGCGGCUUUCGUUUCAAGUGCAUGCAAUGCCCAGACUAUGAUCUAUGUACCAGCUGUAUGACAAUGGGUUAUCAUUCUGAACACUUCAUGGUACGUAUGACAGAACCGGUCGAGUGGUCGAGCUAUCAUGGCCGUCGACUGGCACAUCAUAUGCGCAAGUUCAUGAAGAAGGCAAGCAGCACAAUGCAGCAUGACAGGGAUAAGGACGACGAGACGCGGAGGUGCCCGUACAAGACUACCAAUAGCAAAAAGAGUGGUUGUUCAGGAUUGAACAUGACAGGCGAAGAACCGUGUCGCGAGCAGAAGCGGUCUAAGGAGCAAAAAAGGGAUCCGUCAACUGAAGCCGCUACAGAGGCGACCGAAGACCCGCAGCAGACCAACAGUUUCAUGCAGCUGCUGAAGUUGUUCGAGCAGAAUGUUUCCCAAUUUUCGCAGUUUUUGGAUCCGCUCGGCAUCAAUAUCGUCGUGACAUCCGACAACGAUAAUUCUGCCAGCAAGUCUACCGCUAGCAAACCCGCCACCAAUAGCACCAAAGCUACCGAGACUAGCACACCUUCACAAUCCGAUAUCUCUGCAAAGUUCCCCGGCGAGGGAAAGAAAUUGCGUGACGAUAUCCCAACGGCGUCUGCAAAAACGGCAGCGCAGACAUCUGCGAUGGCGACUGCGACAACAGCUGCGAGUACGGCAACAAUGGAGAAAGAGUAUUGUGCAACGACCAAUAUAUCAUCAUCGUCGUCGUCGUCAACAUCGUCACCUCAGGUCACUCAGAAAGUUGGCUUCCGUGAACAGGUUGACGAGCCCGAGUGGACGGUGGUGGGACGUGAAACUCCCGACAUCAGCCGCGCAUCAUCCACUUCUUCUUGCGCCAAUGGAGCUAUACCUAAGCAGCCUACACCGUCCGCUCCUGUACCAAAGCCAGAGACAGAACAGGUGCAUAUAUAUCCAUCAUUACCAAACCAAGAAUUCUUCCACCCGGAUCCGAAGAUCCAACGUGCAGUGGAAGCCAUGAUGUCAAUGGGAUUUACUAACCAAGGCGGAUGGCUCACUCAUCUAUUGGUUUCCAAGGAUGGUGAUAUCAGCAAAGCGUUGGAUGUGUUGCAACCGGUACGUCGUUAGUAAGAAGAGCGACCUGUGAAUUUUGGUUGAGAGUAGUUUAUGCAUGGUAAAGAACAACAUAAAAUAUAAUCCAUGUAGUCGAUGUUCUUGGUAGUGGGUAAUAUUCGAUUACUAUCAAAAAAAGACUUUUGGUCUCUUGCCGCAGAUAUAUAAUUUAUCUUAAUUUAUCUUUCUGGUUUCAUAGUUCUUUCAUGUUAAUUUGACAAUUAAUGUGAUCGGAAUAAAGUAUUUGAGCUAUUUGACAAAUUUGUUCUGUCAAUUACAAAUUUUAUUUUAUGAACGUAUUUUUUCAUGUAUUUUAACGUAUUUAAUAAAACCUGUGAGAAUAUAUUUUCUUUCUUCUGAUAUUAUAAAUCAAGAUAGAGAGUUGCGGCAAGUAUAGAAGUCUGAAUUUUAUCAAUAAGACACUUCUUUAUAUCGCUGAACUUAGUUUACAUGUGCACUGAAAUUUAGUUUGUAAGAAUUUUUUCUUUCAUGAUAUAUGUAUUUUUAGAAUUAUAAAACAAGAAAACGAUACAUAUGAAUAUAUGUUCUUAUUAUUAAAUUAGAAAUUCUUGGUGAGAAAACUACAUUGUAUUACUAAUGUGUAUUAAUGUACUUUGAACAUUUUAUGUUGAUAAAAUUUUAUGUUAAUAAAGAAAUUAUGAUAUAAAAGA
Messenger RNA from Harpegnathos saltator (Jerdon's jumping ant), 2267 nucleotides. RefSeq names its product refractory to sigma P (gene ref(2)P). Lineage: Eukaryota; Metazoa; Arthropoda; Insecta; Hymenoptera; Formicidae. Gene Ontology annotation, cellular component: amphisome; aggresome. The transcript is spliced from 4 exons. Gene Ontology annotation, molecular function: zinc ion binding; protein kinase C binding; K63-linked polyubiquitin modification-dependent protein binding. The record is from RefSeq and is a predicted model, not a curated record. Gene Ontology annotation, biological process: mitophagy; endosome organization; aggrephagy. Bases 136 to 1611 code for a protein of 491 amino acids.